This is a messenger RNA of Xenopus laevis (African clawed frog), 2866 nucleotides long. It is a transcript of the gene slc26a3.2.S, whose product is annotated as solute carrier family 26 member 3 S homeolog. The transcript is spliced from 21 exons. The record is from RefSeq and is a predicted model, not a curated record. The coding region runs from base 140 to 2410 and encodes 756 amino acids. NCBI's taxonomy places the organism in Eukaryota, Metazoa, Chordata, Amphibia, Anura, Pipidae.
AAUGCUUACUACCUGAAAACAGUUAUUAGCUGCCUGCUACUGCCUUUAGGAACUGGGUUAUAUUAAGGAACUAUUUUUCCACAAUACAUACUGAGCUCAUAGAUGAAUUAAACAUUUUCAAACAAAAACUCCCUCAGUGAUGGAUUCGGUGGAAAAUAAAUAUUUGGUGGCAAGGCCCAUAUACUCAGAGGAUUCCUUCAGUUCUGAUCAUGAAAUAGUGCAGAGGCACCAUAAAACACUACUAGAUCACUUUAAGAAAAUAUGCACGUGUUCUCCUCAAAAAGCAAAGAAGAUUGCGUUAAAUUUUGUACCUGUUCUUGCUUGGCUUCCUGCUUACCAAUUUAAGGAAUGGUUCCUAAGUGAUAUAAUUUCUGGAGUCACCACAGGACUUGUGGCCGUGCUUCAAGGUUUAGCAUAUGCACUGCUUGCAAAUGUAGCACCAGGAUAUGGACUAUAUACAUCAUUUUUCCCAGUAGUGGUCUAUUUCUUCUUUGGCUCUUCCAGACAUGUAUCAGCAGGUCCUUUUCCAGUCGUGAGUCUCAUGGUGGGCUCAGUUGUGGCUAGUGUUGUCCCUGGUGACACCACAGGCUUUUCAAAUUCUACCAAUGCCACUAAUGAAGCAUUGAUAGAGCAUCAAAGAAUGAUUGUAGCAUCAUCUUUAUGCUUCCUUGUUGGCAUUAUACAGUUGGCUUUGGGACUUCUGCAAGUUGGUUUUAUAGUCAUAUAUUUGUCGGACUCAUUAAUUAAUGGAUUCACUACUGCUGCUGCUAUUGAAGUGGUGGUGUCACAGCUUAAAUAUAUGUUUGGAAUUAAAAUUCCUUCAUUUAGUGGGCCACUAUCCAUAUUUUAUUCUCUAGAGAGCAUAUUUUCUCAGAUAACCUCAACCAAUAUCCCUGAUCUUCUUAUAGGCAUUAUCAUUAUGGUUCUUGUCUACAUUGUGAAAGAACUCAAUGUUAAAUAUAAGUCAAAACUGCCUGUUCCAAUUCCUAUUGAAAUAAUACUGACAAUCAUUGCAGCUGGUCUGUCAUAUGGAUUCAACUUUAAAGACAGAUACAAUGUAACUACCGUAGGUACAAUCCAAAAAGGAUUCCAACCUCCUUUGGCCCCAAGUUUACAAGUAUUUCAAACCACAAUAGCUAAUGCAUUUUCUAUUGCUAUAGUAGGAUUUGCAGUUGCAUUCUCUGUUGCCAAGGUAUAUUCCAUCAAGCACAACUAUAAUGUAGAUGGUAACCAGGAGCUAAUAGCAUUUGGGUUAAGCAAUAUUGUAUGUGGCUCAUUCAGAGGAUUUGCGGCUAGCACAUCAUUAUCAAGGUCAUCAGUACAAGAAAGCACAGGAGGCAAAACUCAGGUUGCUGGAAUUAUAUCAGGAAUAAUCGUUUUGAUUGUUACAUUGGCUGUUGGAUAUCUUCUGGAGCCAUUGCCUAAGUCUGUUCUGGCAGGCAUAAUUAUCAUCAAUUUAAAAGGAAUGCUAAUGAAGUUUAAUGAAAUUCCUGUGUUGUUCAAGAGAGAUAAGUUUGACUGUCUUGUAUGGAUUUUAACCUUUAUAGCAGCUCUGCUUCUUGGGUUGGAUCUUGGACUGGCAGCCGGUGUUGGAAUAGAACUUCUAACAGUGGUGUUCCGUGUACAAUUCCCCAAAUUUGCCGUGUUGGCCAAUAUUAGUAGAACAGACAUCUACAGGACAAAAAAAGACUACAGUGAUAUUUAUGAGCCAGACGGUGUAAAAAUCUUCAAAUCUCCAGCUCCUCUCUUUUUUGCUAAUGCAGAUUUCUUCAGAGAUAAAAUCACUGCUGCAACUGGUUUUAACCCACUAUGGGUACUGCGUAAACGCAAUAAGGCUUUAAGAAAAAUCAAGAAAUUACUGAAGAAAGGAGAGCUGCAAGUGACACCAAAAGGUUUGGUCACUGUAUCUCCUGAUUGCAAAGACAUUGAGGAUGAGGAACUAGAUAAUAAUACAUUGGAAGAACUGGACCAGCCUACUAAUACUGCAGAUUUGCCUGCAGAUAUUGACUGGAAUGCAGAUCUUCCAAUGAACAUUGCAGUUCCUAAAGUUAACAUUCACAGUCUAAUUCUUGAUUUUGGAGCAGUAUCAUUUAUUGAUUUGUCCGGAAUGAAGAUUCUAAAAGGAACUCUAAAAGAUUUCCUGAAGAUUGAUGUAGAUGUAUACAUUGCUGGUGCUGACUGUGGAGUUUUGGAAAAGUUACAAAGGAGUAAUUUUUUUGAUGACGAUAUAAAAACAUCAAUAUUUUUUCUUACUGUCCAUGAUGCCGUUUUACAUGUGCUGGAAAAGAAAGGACUAAAUUUGGCAUUGAAAAAUGGCACCUCAAAGGAAUCAGAAAAUAUUUUAUUUACAACUGAGACAUCAAAUGGAACACUGAGGGAACGACCAAUGCCAAAUGAAACAAAGUUCUAAGGAUGUUUUGUCAUGAAAAUCUCUGGCAGCGGCUGUUUGUUAACAUUCCAAACUUUUAUCAACACUGAACCCAAGGAAAGCAUCUUGCCUACUCAAGCUCCUGCCGGCAUUAUUUUCCCCCUAGAUGGAAACUAUUUCUUAAUUUCUACUGUCUUUUAUGCAUUCAUGUGAUGUCUCUUAUGAAAAUAUGCAUAUCAUAAAAGAGGUAAACUUCAUUGGACACCACCCAGCAAAACUUAAAGGAAUCCAUAUUUAUACCCUCCUUUUUUAUUAAUGCUUAUUAAAAUAUAGUAUUUUUCUGUAUGUUUAAGUCUGUCAAUAAGAGUUGCAAAACACGUUUCCCUGAUUAAUAACAGUUAGCACAUUUAGGCCUAUUUAUCAGAAUUAGGAUAUGUGUAAUUUUAGAGCUUUUUUUAUUCUUCGAAUAAACUCACUAUUUAAAAAAAAUGAAUGUUA